Oncorhynchus tshawytscha (Chinook salmon) is the source of this 5067-nucleotide messenger RNA. It is a transcript of the gene ehbp1, whose product is annotated as EH domain binding protein 1. The transcript is spliced from 23 exons. Gene Ontology annotation, molecular function: protein binding. Lineage: Eukaryota; Metazoa; Chordata; Actinopteri; Salmoniformes; Salmonidae. The record is from RefSeq and is a predicted model, not a curated record. The annotation marks the transcript as partial.
GAGUCUCCUUCAGGUCGUAGAAAGGCUCUGGCUAGCAGCAGCAUCAACAUGAAGCAGUAUGCCAGCCCCAUGCCCACACAGACUGACGUCAAGCUCAAGUUCAAGCCCCUCUCCAAGAAGGUGGUGUCUGCCACGCUACAGUUCUCCCUCUCCUGCAUCUUCCUCCGUGAGGGCAAGGCCACUGACGAGGACAUGCAGAGCCUGGCCAGCCUGAUGAGUAUGAAGCAGGCUGAUAUCGGCAACCUGGAUGACUUUGAGGAGGAGGACGAGGAGAAUGAGGAGAACAGGGCCAACCAGGAGGAGAAGGCUGCUAAGAUCACAGAGAUGGUAAACCAGCUCAAUGCUCUCAGCUGCUUAGCCGGAGACCCUGAGGACUACUUCCUAAAGCUGGCUAGUAAAAGGCCAAGCAGCGCUCAGUCUCCCUCCCAAGAGCUGAUCAGUAAGCUGAACUUCCUGGAGGAGGAUCAGGACACGCCCCCUGCCCUCUGCUCCAAUCCCUUCGAAGAUCCGGCUGAUGAUGUUGAUGACCCCUCCCAUCUGGAACACACCAAUCACUUCAACCCGUUCGGUGAUGAUGAUGAUGAUGGACCCCCCUCCCUGCCCCCCUCCCUCACCCUCCGACAGGACCCAGAGGCCUACUAUGUCCAGGAACCCUCCAACCCCUUCGACGAGGACGAAGUCAACACACACUCGCACACAGAGUACAACCCGUUUGACGAGCCCGACCAGGACCCAGACCUAGUCCCAGACCCCGACCCCCAGGGGCCCCAGCCGGAGGCUCCCAAACCCAGGGGGAGGAAGGGGGUCAGGCCGGUGGAUAUGAACAAGUACCUGUAUGCUGACACCAACCCACCACCAGAGGACCAACUGGAUGAAUCCAACCCGUUCUACGAGCCCCGGACCUCCAGCCCAUCCCGGCCCUCCGGGGGCCCCUCUCCAGACUUCAGUAACCAGAAGAGGAGAGCCCCGCUACCUCCCAGACCUUCAGGCCCCAGCCCCUCGGCCCCCAACACCUUCAGGGAGGGGGCAGAGAGGGAGAGAUUCAUGCCCAGUGGACCCAGUGCCGUGGCAGCUGUGGUGGGGCGAGAGCUGGCCUUCUCCUCCCCUAAGCCCAGUCCUAUCCCGAGCCCAGUGCUUGGAGGGAAGCCCAACGCUAGCCAAUCCCUGCUGGCCUGGUGCCGUGAGGUCACAAAGAAUUACCGCGGAGUCAAGAUCACCAACUUCACCACAUCCUGGAGGAACGGCCUGGCAUUCUGCGCCCUUCUCCAUCACUUCAGACCUGAUUACAUAGACUACAAGACCCUCAAUCCUCAGGAUAUUAAGGAAAACAACAAAAAGGCGUAUGAUGUUUUUGCCAACCUGGGCAUCAGUCGUCUGUUGGAGCCAUCUGACAUGGUUCUGCUGGCCAUCCCUGACAAGCUGACCGUCAUGACGUACCUCUACCAGAUCAGAGCCCACUUCAGUGGAGAGGAACUCAACGUGGUGCAGAUAGAAGCCAACAGCAGCCGCAGUACAUACAAGGUGGGAGACUUCGAGACAGACACCAACGCCUCCAUCGGCCAGGACAAGUUCUAUGCUGAGCUAAACGUCAGUGACGCUAAUGCCCAGACCACUGGAUCCAGUGGGGACGUUAGCAUCGGAGCUAGCGCCACCAAUGGAGCCGUGGGGAAAGAGGAGGAGGAGAUGGAGGUGGUGAGGAAGAGUGAGACUGUAUCUUUCUCCCUCCCUGACUUUGGGGUGUCCCCCUCCUCUCCCAGCUCGCACCCCCUCCCCUUGCCCCGCGCGGCUCUACCCCCCCCACCGCCACAGAGUCCUCCCACCCCAGAGCCGCGCCUCGCUCCCUUGCUACCACACCUCUGGGAGACGAUCGCCGUCAACUACAACUACCCCGAAGGAUGGGAGAGGGAUGGAGCCCCGGACAAAGGGGCCCUAGAUUCAGGGUCCCCUACACGGCAAGGAACCUCGGGCACCCCAGGGGCCUCGCCUCCCUCCUCCCACAAGCUGGGCUUCUCCUACAACCGUGAUGCUGACCUCAUCAAGAAGAAGAGGGCCAGCCUCCGUCACUCUGAGUCUGAGACCGCCUCCGACUGCAGCAACCCCACCCCUGACAACCACGCUGACACGCCCACUAAACAGGAGCCAACGCCCAUCCCCAGCUCCCCAGUGGAAAAGAAGGUGCAGUCUCGGCAGGAAGAGCUGAAGGAAAGAGCCAGGCUUCUCCUGGAGCAGGCCCGGCGGGAUGCUGCCAUGAAGGCCGGUAGCAAGCACACAGCCAAUUCAACUAACUCAGCCCCAGUUAAAACACCACAAGUCACUGACGAGAGAGACGUGGAGCGCCGGAGGCAGCUGAGGGAGAGGGCCAGACAGCUCAUCGCCGAGGCUCGUUCUGGGGUCAAGAUCACAGAGAUGCCCCUUUACGACACGGCCGCUGACCGAGGGAGAGGCAAAACCACCCCUACUGGAGAUGUGUUGGAUGGAGAUGCAGGUGAUGAUAAUGGGGGUGUGAACAGUAAACCCAUGGACUUGAAGCUAAAGAUGAUGGAGGUUCGACCUGGAGGACCCAACUCUUCCUCCUCUCCUUCGUCCUCCUCUUCCUCUCCCUCCUUCUCCUCAUCCACCUCGCCACUCAGCCCCACAGAGAACAAUGCAGAGCGUCUGCGCAGGGCGACAGAGAGACUGCGUGGUCCUGUAGUCUUCAGUCAGGAGCCAGCUGUCAGGAAAACACAGCUGAGGUCCUUCAGCCAGUAUGUGGAGGUCAGGCCAGAGGUAAAGCGUCAGAGAUCAGUACCAGAGGAUCAGAGACGGACGGGCGAGGAGAGAGGACUGGCACCAGACACCGAUGCUCGCAAGCCUUAUGAAGAUGAAAAGGCGUUCAAAGACACCAGUCAGUACGUUGUCGGGGAGCUGUCUGCUCUGGAGAGCGAGCAGCGCCACAUCGACACCCGGGCGGCGCGCGUGGAGAAGAGGCUACGCUAUCUCAUGGACACAGGGAACAGUAAGGAAGAGGAGGAGGCCAUGAUGCAGGAGUGGUUCAUGUUGGUCAACAAGAAGAACGCUCUGAUCAGGAGACAGAACCAACUCUCUCUACUGGAGAAGGAGCACGAUCUGGAGCGACGCUUUGAGCUGCUCAACAGAGAGCUGAGAGCCAUGAUGGCCAUCGAGGACUGGCAGAAGACAGAGGCUCAGAAGAGAAGAGAGCAGCUGCUGCUGGAUGAACUGGUCAUACUGGUCAACAAACGAGACGCGCUGGUCAGAGACCUCGAUGCACAGGAGAAACAGGCGGAGGAGGAAGAUGAACACCUGGAGAGAACCCUAGAGCAGAACAAAGGCAAGAUGGCCAAGAAGGAAGAGAAGUGUGUCCUUCAAUGAUUGUCAUUUCAUUUCACACACACACACACACACACACACACACAGAUAUAUAUAGUCUUCGUCCCAAAUGACACCCUAUAUGUCCUAUAUAUUACUUUGACCAGGGCAACAUAGUGCACUAUAUAGGGAAUAGAGUGCCUUUUGGGACACAGAUACAGACUAUAAUAUUUGUUUGAUCGAUACAAGAAUUGUAUUAUUAUUAUAUUGACUAUUAUUAUUGUAAUUAUUAUUAAUAAUAUACCAUUAUAUUGACAUAUUGUUUUAAUAUACCAUUUCUUGACAUUAUUAUAAUUAUAAUAAUUAUUAUAUUGACAUAUUGUUAUUAAUAUACCAUUAUAUUGACAUUAUUAUAAUUAUUAUUAUUAUAUUGACUAUUUGAGAAACCUGUAUUUUAUGUUUAUUUGAACCCUGAAAUGUAAAUCAUGUUGUUGUUUUUUUGGUCAAGGGCUGUGAUGGUUUUACUGCUAAACUAAAAGCAUGCAUCCUAAAUGCAGCCCUAUUCCAUAUAAAGGGCACUACGUUUGACCAGAGCCCCUCACUAUAUAGGAACCAGGGAGCCAUGUGGGAGGUGUAAAGGCUCUGUAAGGAUGAGACCAUGAUGUCUUGAACCAGCUUUAUACUGACAUGGAAAUGUGUCCUGCUUAUACAACACACUAGAUUGUUUUAAUUUUGUUGUUGUUGCUUUAUCAAGCAAGGUACUUGUAUUUAAUAUACAUAUAAAUGAUGGCAUAUUACAGCCCAGUGAAAACCUACCACGGGAGGGAUUGAAUUUCAUUCAGACACACACAGCCUUCUCUUGGCAGAAUGUUUGGAGACAGAGAUUCCUGUAUAGUGGUUUGGAGGUACAGCAGGCGUUGUUUUAUUGGGGACGUUGGUGAUGAUGGCCAAUGAUAUUAUACUGAUGUCUAUUGUUUCAGUUGGACUUUAAAAACAAACAACAAAAAAAGAGUAUAAUUCACGAGAUCAGUAUUUUCAAUCUAUGUUUAUUACUUGACUGUGUGUAAUGUUUUAACGGUAAUAUCUCAAGAUGCAGUUCAUAAACCGAAAAACUGUUAUGAUUUUUUUUUUUAGUUCGCUUGAAUGCGGUUAACCAAACAUUUCAGAAGAAGAGCUGUCUCGGUGAUAAGGAGAGGGGGGUAAGGGGGAGGGACGGAGGAAGAGUAGAGGGGUAAGGAGCAGAGCUGAGGCGGGGGUCGUGUCCAACAUUUUGUAUAUUUCAUCACCGCUCUGACAACGGCAUACAAAAAACUUUUUUUUUCCCGGAUCAAUUCCGCAAGCAGUUGAAAGCAAAGAAAGCAGAAUAACUUUUAUUUAAUUGCCGUUUUAUAGUCGGUAGUAGGAAUUCUACGGGCUAUACGUGUUAUUAGUGAACCAGCAACACGACACAACCAUGUCAUAUUCUUGCAUUUCUUGCUUUUUAAUCAAAAGGGCGUUUUGUUUAUAUUUAUUGUACACAUACUGAAGAAGAGAUCAUGUGUUGCUUUUAUUUGUGCUUCGAUCUCCUGGUUCCAACAAUAGAAAUGUAAUUAUCAGAAAGGGCAUAUAGCCCAUCAGAUCAUUCUAGUAGUUAUAUUUCUAUCGGUUCCACUACAUCCGAAUGCAGCUGCUGUCUGAAACGUGUGAACAUGUACCUGUGUGAUUAUUUAUUCCACUGUCAUAACACAAGUCUUCAAUAAAGUCCGAAACUUUCAUACUCCA